AUGGAGAAUGAAAAUAUUAUUAGUGAUGAACAGCCUUUGCAAGAAACAGAAGCGCAAGGAGUAGUGCAGGAUGUGGAGUUAAAGCUUGAGGACCAAACUGAAGACUCCGAAGCGGUUAUGGGGGAGGGGACUGAAAAAACUGAUGGAGAUACAGUAAUGGGUGAACACGAUGAGCAUGAUGAAUUAGUCGGAGAGCAUAAAGAAAUUGCCAUGGGCGAAGCAUUGGGAGAAGAAAUGGUGGGAGAAGAAAUGGAGGGAGAACAUUUAGAGGGAGAUGAAGUAGAAAAGAAAGAAGAAGUGCCACCGCCCGUUGAGGAAGUCGUCGAAGAAGAGGAAGGAUACGUUGAAGAGCCGCCACCUGACCCUGCCGCUCCUUAUGAUCUCUCUGACUCCAAAGAAGCACUUAAGCCUCCGUUUGAAUUGAGACCUGAACAAGUGGCGGAAGUAGAAUUACUUUGGGACUAUUACCAAAAUUGCACACCCGCUUACGCUAAUUUGGAUGGUUUUAUAACUGAGAAAGAAUUACUUUACAUGCUCAAGUGUCUUAUGCUCAUGACUUAUACACCUGAACAGUUUGAAGAAUUAAUAGCAUAUUGUGUGAGACCACCCCAUCCUCAAGGUCAUAUAACAUUUGAACAGUUUUUAAAGAUGGUUACAAUAAGACAAAGAGAUUUUCCAGUUGAAGAAGAACUCCGAACUGCUUUACAAGUAAUGGAUCCAGAUAGAACAGGUUCAAUUGAUAGAGAGUACUUAAAAGAGACUCUUUCUAAGCUUGGUUAUAAAAUGCCACAGAAAGCAUUAGAUAAUCUUAUCAAAGAAGUCGAUAUGAGUAAUGAUGGAACAAUAGGAAUUGAGGAUGUCGUUGGCACGAUGUGCAUUGAUUUGAAUAAAGAAGAUCUAUUAAUGCUCAUGGCUUCCUUACAGCCUCCAGAUGAACAGGUGCCUCCAGAAGAGGUUUAA
Molecule: messenger RNA, 960 nt
Organism: Leptosia nina
Lineage: Eukaryota; Metazoa; Arthropoda; Insecta; Lepidoptera; Pieridae
Source: the annotation of a GenBank genome assembly